Messenger RNA from Athene cunicularia (burrowing owl), 1711 nucleotides. RefSeq names its product interleukin 13 receptor subunit alpha 2 (gene IL13RA2). Gene Ontology annotation, biological process: cytokine-mediated signaling pathway. Gene Ontology annotation, cellular component: external side of plasma membrane. The record is from RefSeq and is a predicted model, not a curated record. The coding region runs from base 292 to 1431 and encodes 379 amino acids. Gene Ontology annotation, molecular function: cytokine receptor activity; protein binding. Lineage: Eukaryota; Metazoa; Chordata; Aves; Strigiformes; Strigidae. The transcript is spliced from 10 exons.
UUGUCUUCCCUAUUUCUUCAUGUGCAUCCUAUACACAAAACACUCUUAGGCUGGCUGUUCAGAUGCAGCUGGUUGAAACUUGCUCUCUAGAAACAGGAACAUACGCUGGACUUCAUCUUCUAUUUUGCUGUUCUAGUUUUCUUUUUUUAGAGCUAGUAAAUAUUUUCAUCUUGCACACUACCUGGCUCAAAGGAAAAUCCCAGCACAUUAUGCCUCCUUGCACGUGUGCCGCAGGACUGCUUUUCUGACCCGCACCCCCUCCAGCAGGAACCCCUGACGUCGGAUCUCUGAAUGGCUCCCUGGUGGCUUUACGCUCUCUCCAUGGCACUGGUGUGGGGCUGCGUGGCAUCCUCCUCCUACCACGCCACAGUUGCUCCCCCACAAGACCUUCGGAUCACUGAUCCUGGACUCUUAGGUUCUCUCGAUAUCGAGUGGAAACCUCCACCCAAUGUACAAAUGUUCAAUGAAUGCACUGUAAAAUACAAGUUUGAAUACCGCAACACUGGUGACAGAGACUGGAAGGUUAUUUUUACUAGGAAGCUAAAAUGCAGAGUUGGAUUUGACCUCAGCAAGACUGCUGAAGUGAGGGUACAGACACUGCUUGAAGGACGGUGUACCGACGACGUGGAGGUGCAAAGUGACUGGAUUUAUGCCACAUUUCAGGUCCCAUUGCAAGGAAAACUGGAAUCAGAGGUUCAGAAUUUCCACUGCAUCUAUCAUGACUGGGAAUACCUCAAGUGCACUUGGCAACCAGGUCUUCUCGCUCCUCACGGUGUACAUUAUGGACUAUAUUAUUGGUACGAGGGGCUGGGCCACGCAGCGCAGUGUGAUGACUAUAUUCAGGAUCAUGGUAUAAACAUCGGCUGCAUGUUGCAAAAUCUGACCCAGGCAGAGUAUAAGGAUCUGAGCAUUUGUGUCAACGGUUCGGUGGCAGCCACUCUGCUACGGCCGUUGUACGUCACCCUUCGCCUUCACAACCUAGCCAAGCCCUCACCCCCGAAGCAGCUGGUGGUUUCCAUGUCUGCGUCUGAGGAGCUCCACGUGGCGUGGAGCCCCCCAGGUGGUGAAACGCCGCCCCAGUGCCUGGAGUAUGAGGUUCAGCUGGCAGAAGAUCAGGGAGAAACCAAGGCUGCCUGGGCGUCUAUGUCAACUCAAAUGGAAACCACUUUAACAAUUUCCAGAGCAAAUCAAAGCCGCAUUUCAUGUGUUCGUGUCAGGGGGAGAACAAAUAUUUUCUGUGCUGACCGGGGCUUUUGGAGUGAAUGGACGCAGGAGUGUUUCUCUGUGUCCAGAAAAGAGGACAAGCAGCUAUUUAUCCUCAUUCCAGUCAUUCUGAGUUUGUCAAGUAGCCUCAUAAUAUUUAUGUUGAUUGGCCAGUGCAAGAAAAGAUCCCCAGCAGGAAAGCCAUUGCAUGAAUCAGUGGGAUGCUGACUCUGCUUGCGACUGCUGUACUGCUUGUGUUUGAUGGAUUGCUCUUAGAACAUAAUCCGAAGGACAGCCAAGAAGCCCUGAGCUUUCUAUAGCCCACGUGGGUCUUCCCUACCUGCUGCCAUUUGCAAGGCUGGCUGUUGCAAUUCAAGUUCUCAACGGGCCCAGGAAAACAUUGGAGGAGUUAAAUUAAACUGACUCUGGUGCAAGCUGUUUCUGACAGGACAAAGGAGAAAAAGGAGGCAGUGGAAACUGCCAUGAAUAAAGAUAACACACUGCUCUG